This is a messenger RNA of Miscanthus lutarioriparius, 909 nucleotides long. The record is from the annotation of a GenBank genome assembly. Lineage: Eukaryota; Viridiplantae; Streptophyta; Magnoliopsida; Poales; Poaceae.
AUGGUGCUGGACCUGCUCAGCCUCAUGGGCGCCUACGCGGUGGGGGCGUUCCGGGACACGCUCACGGCCGUCUACUCCCUGGUGCUGUCGGCCGGCGUCGUCGGCUACCUCUUGGUCCUCGCCUCGAGGUCGCCGGCGGAGGAGGACAAGUACAAGAGAGGGAAGAGCGCGCCGGAGCGGCUCCGCAAGGUGCUCAUGCUGCUGGCCACGUUCGCAGCGAGCGUCACGUACGUCGCCGGCCUCAGCGCGCCGGGCGGCUUCUGGGACCACCCCGAGGACGGCCACCGCCCGGGCGACGCCAUCCUCGAGGGAGGGCCCCACGACGCGCGCCUCAAGGCGUUCUUCGUCUGCAACACCACGGCGUUCGUCGCGUCCCUGCUCAUCCUCGUCAUGCUCCUGGAGAAGAAGCUCUGCUUCAGCCAGAAGGUGCGGUCCUAUGAGAUCUACGGCUUCAUCGCCGUCACGCUCAUCAGCCUCCUGGCGGCGUAUGCUGCCGGCAGCAGCCGGCAGAUUGACACGACCAUCUAUGUCAGCGCUCUGGUUGGUGUCGUUGCCGUGUGCAUUCUCAUCCAAGUGGUCUUUGUUUUGCUCUUUCAACGAGCAAAUUCGAGUCAGGGGCAACAAACUAAUGGCAAUGGCAGCAAUGAGCAGCAGCAACAAACUCAAGGUCUGCAAACUAGUAAUGGCAAUGCCAGCGAUGAGCAUGAGAAGCAACAGAAUCAAGCACUGGAGAAGGCUCGCUCUCUAGUCCUGCUGCUCGCCACUCUCGCAACGGCCAUCACCUACCAAGCAGGCCUGAACCCGACGGGUGGCCUCUGGCAGAGCGACGGCGGCAGCGGCAGCAUCUACAAGACCGAUGAUCCGAUCCUCUUGACCACGAAUCCCAGGCGGUACAAGGCGUUCUACUAG